Macrobrachium nipponense is the source of this 7879-nucleotide messenger RNA. RefSeq lists its product as uncharacterized. The record is from RefSeq and is a predicted model, not a curated record. NCBI's taxonomy places the organism in Eukaryota, Metazoa, Arthropoda, Malacostraca, Decapoda, Palaemonidae. The coding region runs from base 367 to 3225 and encodes 952 amino acids. The transcript has 10 exons. Gene Ontology annotation, biological process: centrosome cycle; positive regulation of centriole elongation; interkinetic nuclear migration. Gene Ontology annotation, cellular component: centriole; centrosome.
CGAAUGUAAACAAAUCAAUGGCAUUGUUGGAGAGUCUUAGGCCUAAAGUCAUUUCAUUCGUUUCGUCGUAACUUACUCGCGUGGCCAAGGAUUUUUCCCAAAAGAGGACCAUCACCUAGUGCUGUCUGCUAAGAUUGAUAAUAACAUUCUUUCAACGGAUCCGGUUUCCCAGACUUCUGUGCCAAAGUUUUGCACUGAGAUUUCUUGGACAGUAGAUCACCAAACACUUCGCAGACUGAUCCAAAGUGGCAUAAAUUGCUGGGAGGAAACUUGCAACAAAGUAAAAUUCCUCCUCAGAUUCUGCUUUCCUUAAAUUUGCACCCAGUUAAUCCAGAUGAUACGCAGGUAAAAGCUGAUUCACCAAGGAUGUUGCAUAAUGGUAACAUGCAUGGUGGACAAUACACUUUGAGCUCUGUCAGCAGUGCUGUUAAUAAUCACAUCUCACAACACAAUGGAACAUCUCAUGUUUACCAGGUUCCAAAUAUGAACUCACAUGUCUCCUUAUCACAUCAAGAUGCCUUUCCAGUGGGUGAUUUUGCUGCUUCCAGUAAGCUUGGAGCACUUCUCUCAGACCGAUCAUCCCAGAUGCUCAUUUCUUCUUCUCAGAAAGAUGCUUUCCAAACACUCUCUUUAGAUGCAGAAAAUAGAAACAAGUUAGGCACAGGAUCUUCAAAAUGUUUUGAGGAUGAAUUUUCUCGAUCUCAGCACAUGGACUUGGAAGAAGAGGAGGCAGGUGACCUGUGCAACAUUGAGUCUGUUUAUACCGAAGAAAAUUUAGAUGGAGAUCUGACUUCAAGUGAAAUUAUCUGUGAUGCACAGGAAGCUAGGGCAAAAAGAUAUGAAACAGUGUCUUCAGACAGUGUUAAGGAUCAUGAUUUCACAAAGUGUAAUGGCAGGGUUGAGCUUAGAAAUAAUAAAAGUAAAUCAGUGCCAACUUCCCCUGUGGAAAUAGUAAGAAGUUUAUUAGAUGGUGUAACUAAUGGAGGGGAGAGACUGAAUAAGGGUGAAACUAAACUUAAACAGAAAGAAAAUUUUGAUGAUGACAUUGACAUAUACUCUGGACUGGAUGAUGAGGGUCUUGAUAGCGGAUUCCAGUCUAAGGUUAGUGGUAAAGCUCGAGAAGUUUGGCCUACAACACAGCCAAUGUAUCAUAGUAGUGGGGAAGGUGAAAAACACAUAACUUGCCCUUCUAGUGACCCGAAACCUGCAAAGAAGAAGCAGUUUGAAAACAGAAGGCUUUCUGACCCUUUGAGUAGUGCAUUGCCUGGAAGUAAACAGAAUUUCAUCCCUCUAAGAAGUAAAGGAGGACUUCAAGCUAGUGUUCAGACACCUGCAGGCCGGCACGUUGGUGGUCACUCUGAUCAUCUUGUACCCCAUCUGGACCAUGAUGGGGGCUUUAUUCAGAUUGGGCCUGUGGGUGACCCAGAGGAAGAAACUUUUGAGUUUGCAGUUACAAUUGUGUUUGCGAAGAACUUGGAUCAGCUUCUUCCUAAAGAUUUUACAUGGAGUCCAAAUACUGAAACAUGUUUUUCUUACUCAUUAAUGGGUUGUAUGAUUACUAGUGACCCAAUAAAGAGUUUGAGCAAUCCAGAGUUUUUAGCAGAAAGGGUGGCCGGAAACAUUCGAGCAACACCUUCUAAUUUGUCUGCAUAUUUUAAGAAAAAUUCAGUGUUCCCUAUCCACCUUCUUGUCGGAGACUUGUGUUUGGCCUCUGCUUCAAUUAGCUUAAUGAAAUUUCAAGAUUUUGAUAGCAGAGUAUUAUCACAGGUUCCUCUAACAUUAGAGGGAUUGCACCAAAUGAUAUCUGUCGCACCAGAACCAAGGGAAUUCAUUCCAGGAAAAGAACCAGUGAUUGGUGUCGUUUUCCAACUUAGUGGACAGUCUCAGAGAAACCUACACUAUUCAUUCCCUGUUUAUUCAGACUCUGAUGGUUCUAGUGAGUCUGAAAUUGAUAUGUAUGAAUACCCUGUAUAUCCUCGGAGGAGUCACAGAUCUGGGAAAUCAAAAUACCACAGCAGGCUUGAUUCACCACUAGUAUCAUCUGAAUCUUCAGAAGAGGAUAUAUUACCUGCUGGCAAGAGACGCAGGGGGGGAACUUCACGAAAACUCCAUCACAAGAAACCUACGUUAAGUGAAGUUGCUGCACUCCAAGAAUUAACCAGUGAAGGAAAUAAAUUAAGGAGACACCUUGUGAAAGCUGCUCUGGAAGUAGAAUCAUGGAAGGUUGAUCAGCAGGCAUUGUUCUUGAAACAGUGGUCAUUGAGAGAAGCUGAAUUUCAGCGACAUCUAUCUGAUGAAUGGAAAGCAAGAAUAAGCUACAUGGAAUCAAGUUUGCAUAGCCGCCUGGCUCAGAGUGAUACUUUGAAUAGAAAAUUAACUGCAGCACUUUCAGAACUAAGCCUUAGAGAAAAGAAGUUAUCUGCUAAGGAAGAAAGGGUUCAUAAGCUUUUGGAGGACUUGGAAGCACAAAAGCAAGAACAAGAGCAAAUAGAAAAGGGAACAUUUGAGGGUAGACUCAAGCAAAAGGAAAGAAAAGAAAAUGAUGCAUUGUUAGAGGAACUGAAGAAGGAAAAGGAAAAGAAUGAAGAAUUAGAAAAUGAGGUGUGCGAACUGAGGUCAAUAGUAAGUCAGUCAGAAAUGUCUCCAGGCCAUCAGUAUCAGGAAAUGAAGAAACAGAUGGUCUCAUUAAGGAAGGAAAAGGAUAUUUUGUCUGAUGAGUUGGCUUCAGCUUUAAAAAAGAAACAGUAUUACAAAGUACAAUGGGUUCGUAGUGUUAGUGAGCUUCAUCAUUUUAAGAAAUCUCAGAUCCAUGACGUAGAGAGAUUACGAUAUGAAAUGGAAAUGUCAUCUCCUGAACCAGUGUAUCCUCAUCCCAAACAUCACAAGGGUAAGUUUAGAAGCCACAAUGUAGAUGGGUCACAGAGGAAAACAAAAUUGAUCUCAAAAAGUUGGAAACCUGGAAAAGGUUCUGAGUCUUUAUAUGCAGUAAAGUCUGCUUUGGAAUCACAACGAUUGAAAGAGAGAGCUGAUGUGGAGCCAGGUUGUAGCUGGAUGGAUCAGCCACCAAAUCGGGAAACUGGGAAUCGAAUUGAGCCAAAAGUGAGUGGUUUACCUAGAAAUAGAACAGAAUCUGAAAGAACACUAGAUAUUGGGAAGGUGCGGAGAACAAGCAUUGGAAAUUCAGGUGAUUUUGAGGAAUUUGUUAGAAGGAAAAGUAAUGAUUAACAGUUUAAGAAAAUACUUGAGGAAAAUAGUGUGGAAAAUGGGUGAUUAGUAAUUCAGGUUGACAAACAAGGAAGUCAAAUUUCUUGCAUAGUGAUAGCACGUAGGCUGAUUUCUGAGCCAAAACUGUGUUAAGUUGUAAAGCUUUAUGUCAUAUGUAUAAUGUACACAUUUAUUGUUUGUGGAUAUGCAAAAUCGCACAGGUAACUUAAGUGGUCAGUAAUAGUUUAUUGUGCGGUAUAAAUCCAGUGGUUGCCAGAAACUAGAUAGCAGAAAUGCCAGUGUGAUGCAUUUUAAGAUCAAAAGCAGUCAUAAGUUGAAAAUCAACCAGAAUAUCAUAAAAGAAAUGAAUUGCUGCUGUGCUAACUGUGUGGGUAAUAUAUUCAUGUGUAUUGUAUGUACUUCAGUGUUUUCUGAGAUGCAUAUUUUGACAUGCACACAUACAUUUGAAUUUCAGAGGCAAAGGAAACUAAUCCUUUUUUUAUUGUGACUGAGAAACUUACCCCAGCAAGGUUGUAUUUUGCCUUUUAGUAGGAAGGCAUUGCCUGUGACUUUUGUCUAGAGAAUGUUGGUGUUUAUAGAAGCAAAAAGAUUUAUUUUUUAGUAGGCUUUUCUGGGUGAUGGGUUACUGGCAUUUGGUGAUGAUUUUUUCAAUGGAAAAUUGAGAUAACGAAAAGGUAUGGUAGAUCAGCAUGACCAGACAUAAGGAAUAAGAGACUGAUGAAUUCAAAACAUUCCAUGAAAGUGAAUCAGAAAUUGGAUAAGCAGAAAAUUGCAUUUGCAUAAUGUUAGAUGUGUCAGCCAUCUCUUUGUUGUAUGUUCAGAGGUAAAAAGGUGUUGGUGUUAUUUCUCUCAAGAUGACAGUAAUAUCAGUUUAUUGUUAAUGGCAUGGAAAGAGAUGGACUGAAGUAAACCCUGAUACCGGUUUGCUGCAUACAAGGAAGUAUUGCCCUUUUUACAGUUAAAAAUGUGCAUCUUGCUGUACUGUGCAUGGUAAUAAAUAGGUGAUUUAUGAAUUAAAUAUAAUUACUUACUGGUAUACUGACUGUAUUUUCAUCUCUUGAUUAUGGUAGAUAAUUUUUUUACAAGGUGUGUUUGAAGUGGGACACAUGCUUUUUCCUUCACCAGACCUCUUAUGCAGGUAACAACUUUGAUGUUGUCUGUCUGAUAUUUUAGCUAAUUUAGGAAAUCCAUCCAUUUAUUAUGUAUGAAUAAGUAACUUGUGGAUUAUACUAUGUAAAAGAGUGAAGGGACCUUCAGUGUGGUUUAAUGGUGCUAUUUACUUCUUUAUUGUAUCACUUCAUUGAAUUCAGUUUGUGAGCAGGAAGGGAAUUUCAUCUUCAUUUUCUUACCAUCUGUAUCUUGCACAUUUUUUUGUUGGAAUCUUUCUGUAUUUUAUUUGCAUGUAACUUUCUAGAGAGUACAACUUUAUUGUAGUUUCAAAGCCAAGUUGAUUCAGAUCAGUAAUUGAUCUUCCUAUUUAAUAUCUCCUAACUUUAGAUCGUCUUGUUCAUUAAUUCUCUAUGAUUAAGUUCAAGAAGGCAAAACUCUGGAUUUUGUCUUCCAGUAAAAUCUUCCUUUUCUUCAUUCCAUUGUAUUUGAAGGAUAGAGAUGUAGCUGAUGUUCCUAGGGAAAAUGUGAAUCAAAUUCUCAUACCAUUUGAAACCAUUUUUUUUCCAAUGUAUACAUAUAGUAUAUGCUGCUAGCAGAAAGACCAAGCAUAUACAUAGUGACAACACUGUAUAUGUAUACAAAUAUUGAUUGUUUUUAUGUCAGUUUUGAAUAUUCACAAGUAUAACCCUACAGUAAAUGGCACAACAUAUUUUACUGCAUAGUAAUUUCUUGCUAAUGUUGAGUUAGAUUAUGGGGGAUCAAGGUUUUUUAAUAUUAUUUUCCUGAUGGGAUCUUUUUGGCAUUGUUAGAAGCAGUAUUUUGAACUGUUUUAUAUAGUGUGUAAGACUAUGAACAAAAAUGAAACCAUUGUUUUACUUUUAAAUUGGAUCAUUAAUUGUGCAAAUCCCUUUUGAUCAAGGUUUUCUGUAAUUUCUUGUUUUGCAUGAGAGUUAAGAAUUUGUAAUUUGUUUCUUUUAUGUAAGGAAGUGAUAUAUCUUUUGGUUUAAAGGAAUAUAUUUAUGUAAACUCCAGUUCAGCUGUAGCUUUUAUAAUCAAGAUGGACACAUCUAUUAAAAACGAUCAUGUAGGUAUAUGAGUUUGCACUCUUUCUUUGUGUGCUGUACAGUUAUAAUUCCACUGAAGUGAGGCCUAUCUUUGUCUUUAUAAAAUUGUGACGAGAUAAGGUUUGCAGUACAUGGAAUGUAUACUGCAUUAUAUUUUUAAUAUGAUGCUCUCUUUUAGUUCAUUAAACUUUUUUUAAUAUAUUUCAAAGGAGUUAUAUAAAGUAGGUUGCAACUUAUGUUACAUUUCUUGUAGCAAUAGUAAUUGAGAGGGAAAAUGUGUAGUUUACUAAGGCCAAGUUAUUGAUAAUAGGAAGUGGACCCCUUUCAAACACAUAUAUGAUUAAAAGUGAUGCAUUUGUUUUGUAUGAGGUGACCCUUUCAUAUUAAUUUGCCUUUUUUUAUAUACUUAAGAAGCCAUAGUUGUGUUGAUAGUUGGGCUGCUGUGUAAUGUUUUCGUACAGUAUGCUGUUCCAUUUAAUAAACUUGUUUAAGAAAAUACAAAAUUUAGAAUUAAGAAAUACUUGCCAAAAAAAGCACAGAUCCAAGCCUACUAUGUUACUAGUAAAGUAGUAGUAAUUUAGCACUAAACCAGUAUAUAGUUGGGGCAUAUUGUAUUUGGACUAACUUUAACAAGGCAUUAAUAAAGAUUAAAGCCAUUUAAUUUAUUUAUUUGCCAUUAAUAUUUCCGAUGAAAAAACCAUACAUCACUUAUGUUUUUUGUCUGUAAUGUAAAUUGUCAUUUUCUUUUGUAACUUGUUGGGAGACAUUUUUUAUCUGUAACUUGUUGGUAAAUGUUUUCAUGUUUUCUUUUGUAAAUACACUGGGAAAAUGUCCUUGCACCACCUAGGAACAUUAGUUUAUGCACAUUUUAUUUGCCUAAUAAAAUUCCACAUCAGCUAGUUGUAAAUAAUUAAUUUUAUAUUUGUAGCCAUCAAUUUGUCUUCAGACUAUUAAUACUUUAAGCAAACAACACAACAAGCAAAAUUGAUCUAAUACUAUUUAGUUGCAAACCAUUGCUUUAUUAGAACCAAUUAUGAAUUGCAAAUGGCCCUGGCAAAAUAAGUGCCAGGAUCUGUCCUGCUGUGGGUUAAGAGGUCGUGUUUUUGUUGAAAAAUGAUUUCAUAUUCAGAUGUGCAACAAGCCCACAGGGGCUAUUGACUUGAUAUUCAACCUUCCAGAGAAUUUAGUUUUUUACGUAUUUGAAAAAAUUGACAGUAAGUAAUAGAAGAUACAAAAGAAAAUAAGUUAAUUAAAAUGUACUGAAAAGUAAAAAAAUAAUUUUUUUUAGUCACACCAGGCUUUUCUUACGAUUAGUAAUAUCUACAAAGAAGAGAGGGGGGUUGCCAAAUGUGGAAGGAAAUGCUACAUGAAAUGAAAUACAUAUAUUGGUUUUAUUUCUUGUAGCAUUUCCUUCCAUGUUUGGCACCCACGCCUUUAUUUUUUUAAGCAUGAUUUAUUCCAAGAAAAUCCUUGUGUCUUAAGAUUAUUUUUUGUACAUUUCAAUGCAUUUUAAUAAGUGUUUAUAAUUUUUCUUUUUUUUAUUUAUAUUUUCAAGUUUUGACAGAAAUUGCAACUGAUUUAUGAUUGUAGCUAACAAAAUUGAAUGUGAUAUCCUGUAAAGCCAAAGAGGGUUUGAAAAAUUUCUAGUUAUGAACUUAUUCUACCAAGUCAAAGAAGGUUUGCAAAUUCCAGAGAUUUUUGUACAAAUCAUGAGAUACAGGGAGAGUUCAUUGUAGGAUCACUAGAGGUUGCUGCUGACCUGAUUAUGUAAGGUUUUAAUUGUCACUGGGAUUGAGUUACCAUGCAAAAUUUUGAAGUCCAAUGGACAAAGGGAACAGUAUGGAAAUGGAGUUACAAGUUUGAACCCAAAUGCAUGCAGAAGUCGAGUUAAAUAAAAGCAUGUAAAAAGUGAGAUCAGUUAGUCAAAAAUGAAAAAUAAAUUAAUAAAUGGUUAGAUCCAUCAUUAAAAACAAAUUGCCAAAAGCAACUGGUUAACAAGGAUGAAAUGAAAAUUUGUCACCCAGUUUUUUAGUGGUUUAUCUUUGCCAAAUUGGGAAGGGUGUAGAGGGAACCUUAAUUCAUUACCCCGGAAUGGGGGCUAGUUCCAUCAGUGCCCCUCAUGCAGUCUAUAGGCAUUACUAAAGGUUCUUUGCAGCAUCCCCUUGAUCCCCGACUGCAAAUCCUUUCGUUCCUUUUACUGUACCUCCAUUCAUAUUCUCUUUCUUCCAUCAUACUUCCUCAACCCUCUCCUAACAAUUGAUUUACAACACAACUGCGAGAUUUUACUCAGGUUACACCUUUAAAACCUUUCCACUGGCAAUUUCCGUUUCAGUGCUGACUUUGGCAUAAAUUUUAAAUACAGCUGUUCUUAAUUGAUUGGAGUAUUUGUGAAAAAGAAUUUUGUUUUUAAAAAUGGAUAAAUAUACAAAUUGCAAACCUUUGUAGUAGUAAAUUGGCAACCCUUUGUAGUAGUAAAUCGG